ACUGCCUUUUCCACAACAGGAGUGCAAAUGCUUGCCCAGCUGGAGUGAGUGUGGUGAACUCAAGUCGCCUUUAGGAAUGGCUGAAAAAGCCCACACCUGGAAAUUACUCCCUCCCUGCUCCUCCACGGCAGGUUGCAUCUGGGAGACGCUUCGGUCAUUAGAGGAAUGAGCCGGGAGUGAGCAAUUCACCAGCUCUCCAGCAUUUGGUGGAAAGCAGCAGGCAAGGAUGGAUGUGGUUGACAGCCUUCUUGUGAAUGGAAGCAACAUCACUCCUCCCUGCGAACUCGGGCUCGAAAAUGAGACGCUUUUCUGCUUGGAUCAGCCCCGUCCUUCCAAAGAGUGGCAGCCAGCGGUGCAGAUUCUCUUGUACUCCUUGAUAUUCCUGCUCAGCGUGCUGGGAAACACGCUGGUCAUCACCGUGCUGAUUCGGAACAAGCGGAUGCGGACGGUCACCAACAUCUUCCUCCUCUCCCUGGCUGUCAGCGACCUCAUGCUCUGUCUCUUCUGCAUGCCGUUCAACCUCAUCCCCAAUCUGCUCAAGGAUUUCAUCUUCGGGAGCGCGGUUUGCAAGACCACCACCUACUUCAUGGGCACCUCUGUGAGUGUAUCUACCUUUAAUCUGGUAGCCAUAUCUCUAGAGAGAUAUGGUGCGAUUUGCAAACCCUUACAGUCCCGGGUCUGGCAAACAAAAUCCCAUGCUUUGAAGGUGAUUGCUGCUACCUGGUGCCUUUCCUUUACCAUCAUGACUCCGUACCCCAUUUAUAGCAACUUGGUGCCUUUUACCAAAAAUAAUAACCAGACCGCGAAUAUGUGCCGCUUUCUACUGCCAAAUGAUGUUAUGCAGCAGUCCUGGCACACGUUCCUGUUACUCAUCCUCUUUCUUAUUCCUGGAAUUGUGAUGAUGGUGGCAUAUGGAUUAAUCUCUUUGGAACUCUACCAGGGAAUAAAAUUUGAGGCUAGCCAGAAGAAGUCUGCUAAAGAAAGGAAACCCAGCACCACCAGCAGCGGCAAAUAUGAGGACAGCGAUGGGUGUUACCUGCAGAAGACCAGGCCCCCGAGGAAGCUGGAGCUCCGGCAGCUGUCCACCGGCAGCAGCAGCAGGGCCAACCGCAUCCGGAGCAGCAGCUCCGCAGCCAACCUGAUGGCCAAGAAGAGGGUGAUCCGCAUGCUCAUCGUCAUCGUGGUCCUCUUCUUCCUGUGCUGGAUGCCCAUCUUCAGCGCCAACGCCUGGCGGGCCUACGACACCGCCUCCGCAGAGCGCCGCCUCUCAGGGACCCCCAUUUCCUUCAUCCUCCUCCUGUCCUACACCUCCUCCUGCGUCAACCCCAUCAUCUACUGCUUCAUGAACAAACGCUUCCGCCUCGGCUUCAUGGCCACCUUCCCCUGCUGCCCCAAUCCUGGUCCCCCAGGGGCGAGGGGAGAGGUGGGGGAGGAGGAGGAAGGCAGGACCACAGGAGCCUCUCUGUCCAGGUUCUCGUACAGCCAUAUGAGUGCCUCAGCGCCACCCCAGUGAGCUGUCCCCUGACCCUCCACUGCAGAAGGAAGGCGGGGAGGAGGCAGAGGAGGAAGAACAGAAGAAGAGAUGAGGAAGAGAAGGAAGCAGAGGUGAUAGAGAAGGAAGGCUCCAUCUCCAGUGGGAACUCUUCAAGAUCUGCUUUUCAUCCUUCAUCUGGAUUCCAGAGCACUGCUCCAGUGGGGCCAUGACUUGGUUUCUAGGCAGUUCAAAGCAGGAUAUGUUAAGUAACACUCACCAUCAGAAAAACCUCAGCAGGCCAGAGACGGGAGUCCAGCAGGGCUCAUGCUGCAAAUGGAGUUGCCAAACACAUGUUCAAAACGGAGAUGUGGGGCCUACUGAGCUUUCAAACCUUCUAGAACAUCUAAGGUGGGCUCUCACUCUUCCUGUGACACAUUUCCAUGCUCUGCUUUUUCUGCUCAUGCAGAAUUGUGGCGGCUGCUCUGCCUGCAGGGAGCCCAUCACCCUAUCAUGUAUCCGCUGUAGUCUUCCACCUCAUUGUGACCACAAAGGGAACAGGAAGCAAACCCUCUCUGGCCAUUUUGUCCUGAGUAUGACAGCAGCCUGAUUUCUUCAUCUUGAGGUUGGCCAAGAACAUUCGGAGACAUAAGCUAGUUGACAUCAGAAUAGCAUAAGCAAUGUCUGAAAGAUGGAAGUUUGAACUUAAUACUUCUUUUCUUUUUCUUUUUCUUUUUUUUUUUGUUUUUUUUUUUUUUUUUUUUUUUUUUGAGACUGGGUCUGGCUCUGUCACCCAGGCUGAAAUGCAGUGGUGGCAUCUCAGCUUAUUACAAACUCUGCCUCCUGGACUCAGGUGAUCCUCCCACCUCAGCCUCCAUAGUAGCUGGGAUUACAGGCAUGUGCUACCAUCUGGCUAGCUGUUUGUUUGUUUGUUUGUUUGUUUAUUUCGUAGAGAUGGGGUUUCACUAUGUUGCCCAGGUUGGUCUCAAACUCCUGGGCUCAAGUGAUCCUCCCACCUUGGCCUCCCAAAAUGCUGGGAUUAUAGGCAUGAGCCACCACACCCAGCCUUGAAUUUAGCAUUUCUAAAGAGAAAAGAGUACAGGGCAAAUAGCUGGAUGGAAUGCUAUCUUACUUUAAGGAAUGUUAAGUGGCAGAAGGUGCAUGGGAAUAUUUUUUCUAUUUUAAUGAUAUAUAUAUUACUUAAUUUCUCCUUUAUAUGGUGAUAUUAAACCUCACGACUUCUUUGCCUCAACUCAAUUUCUCAUAUUCAUCUACAUUUCCUUCUUCCCAGAAAAGAUCUCCAGGAACAAAGGAGCAUUGUAAGUUACAUCUACCUGGCCAAAGGUAGAAACACGUAUAAUCAGGCCCAUAAUUAAAACUGGCAUACUUGUACUCAGUUAACAAAUAGCUUUUGAAUGUCAAAGCUGUCCAUGCCUUUAAAUGCAAUCUAUAGGCUUGCUAAUAAUUUGCUAACUUUAUGUAUAAAUGUAAACCCAAACAUAAAUUAUGUUCUUUACAUAUAAAUAUACUCUUUGGUGUUCUUUAAAAAAAAGAAUAGUUAUUGGGUAUAGGAAUUCAGCUAGUAUUAUAAUUUUACAUUCCUUCAUGACAAAGUUUCAUGCGAACUUCAUUUCUUAGCAAAAUUAGUGUUGAAAUAUCUCUCCUCUGAUUUAGAAAUCUCAAAUAAGAUACAAGCUGUACACUCAGAUACCAGGAAGUGCAUUUCUAGAAUAGUAUGUAUCAGUUCAGUCUACCAACACUUCUUUCUUACUUUUUUUUAGAGCAACAUUGUCCUGUCCGCUUACACACAUUAACAUGAACAUAUUUGACAGAAGCGAGUUUGCCUGCUAGUGUGGGAAGCAAACAGGAAACAAACAACAAACAAACAAAACCACCGUUCAUAGUUUCAUGCCUCUAGGCAUCAGGGAAGUGAGCUUUGCUUUUUCUUGUUUCCAUGGGGUUAUGGCCGUCCAUUGAUCCAGGCCUGAUGUUCUGUGUGGCACACAAGGAUUUCAAUUCUCCAAAAAAUUCUAUGUGGAAAGGGGAAAAGGAAAGAGAGUCACAAGAGGUGAUGAUGAAUAGCAUAACAGAUAUGUAAUGGGACAAGAUGUGAGUGUCACAUUUUUGGAGGGGGGGAUUGUCACAUGCUAACAGAAGAAAUUAUUGAGUGUGUGACUAGUACAGGGGACAUUUCAAGUCAGACUCUUCCUCAGACUGCAAUCUAAUUUUACUAUCUGUCACUAGCCACCUCAGUCAAAGAUUUCAAGGUAAAAAAUUCAACUGACUCAAACACGCACUGCUAAAAUGGUGACAAGAAAGGGUGUAAGAAAUGAAAAUCUCUCCAAUAUUUGAGUAAAUCCUACAUUAUCUACAAUUUUCCUGCCAGAAGAAUAAGUUCUUCUUUCUAGCAGUGUUAGCAUUUAAAUGAAGAUAAAUUAGGCCCCCCAUUAUUGGGAAGCUCUGGAAGUUCCAAAGGCCUGUUAACCUAAAAAUAGCUGCUAAAUUCUAACUUCAGAUCAGCAAUGAAUAGCUUUUAGGAUGACCACAUCUCAUGCACUAAAAUACAUCCUGUAUUUUAUCUGGCAACCCUACUUUAAAAUAUUUUUAAAGCACAUAAAAAAAGUUACAAAAUUUUUAAAAGCACAUAAAAACAAAAACCAUUUCCCAGAUACAGAGUAGUAAAAUGCCUCUAUUCACUAAAUUUAUUGUAAAGUCUUUCACAUAUGGAAGCUUGUUUUAAAAAGAAUUUUAAAAGGCAUUAACUUCUAGAAUCUUUGUCCUUAAGAGGGUCUGAUUUUACUCUUUUUUUAAAAAUUGACAUAAUUCUAUUGUAGUACUUUGUUAAUUGCCUUUAUAUCAUGCUAAAGUAGAAUGCUAAUUUGAGUUUGAAAUACAGUGGCUAAUAGAGCUAAGAAAACACAUUCAUCAUCAUUCUCUGGUAUUUUCUAGUGUCUUCUGGUAGCUCCCACUCAUCCCCAGAGUAGCCAGGUAGAACCUGAACCCUGGGAUGGAGACUUGUAUCUUUGCUCUUCAAUUAAAAUGCGUGUCUCAGUGGCUUCUUGUACCCCAGCUCCUGUGGGAAUCUCGUAUCAUAAGCAUGUAGUAGUGAAGAAGCAUGUGUGUAUU
Messenger RNA from Pongo pygmaeus (Bornean orangutan), 4597 nucleotides. It is a transcript of the gene CCKAR, whose product is annotated as cholecystokinin A receptor. NCBI's taxonomy places the organism in Eukaryota, Metazoa, Chordata, Mammalia, Primates, Hominidae. The record is from RefSeq and is a predicted model, not a curated record. Gene Ontology annotation, biological process: neuropeptide signaling pathway. The transcript is spliced from 5 exons. Gene Ontology annotation, molecular function: neuropeptide receptor activity; cholecystokinin receptor activity. Bases 227 to 1513 code for a protein of 428 amino acids. Gene Ontology annotation, cellular component: plasma membrane.